This is a messenger RNA of Prosopis cineraria, 1710 nucleotides long. RefSeq names its product glycosyltransferase BC10-like. The record is from RefSeq and is a predicted model, not a curated record. Gene Ontology annotation, molecular function: glycosyltransferase activity. The coding region runs from base 252 to 1328 and encodes 358 amino acids. Gene Ontology annotation, cellular component: membrane. Lineage: Eukaryota; Viridiplantae; Streptophyta; Magnoliopsida; Fabales; Fabaceae. The transcript is spliced from 11 exons.
AUCACGGCUAACGUACCUUAUCGCAAUAACAAUUGUCUGGUAACAAUGCCGCGUCUGGAAUAUGUAACAAACGCAUCACGUCCAUAAUUAAAUCUUGAAAUUAUGAUGUAUUAUUAAUGAACUGAUGAUUUUGAAUAAUGAUAGUAUGUCGGCAUUAAUAUGAUAGGGGGAAGGUUCCAAGGUGUCCUCAACUUGGAUGAAGAAAGUAAAUGCAUGGCUGUAAGGUGUAAGAAAGCUUCUCAAUUCUGAUCAUGGUGGGGGCAAGAAAUCGGUUGCUUUUAAGGAGGCAUUCUAGGACUAUCGUAACAAUUUGUUUAGUGAUCAUUUUCCUUGUUGCUGCCUAUAUUUAUCUAUCCAAUGAUACGCCUCCGAAUGCUUUUCCUCAAAUAACUGAUUAUGAGAUUGAAUCUCGGGUUGUUAAUGAGGAAAUUCUGAAGAUUUCACCUAUUGAAACCAAGAACCCCAAGGUUGCCUUUUUGUUUAUGACUCCAGGUCCAUUGCCGUUUGAGAAGCUCUGGCACACAUUCUUUGAAGGUCACGAAGGCAAAUUCUCUGUUUAUGUGCACACAUCGAAGGAAAAGCCAAUACAUAAGAGCCGCUAUUUUGUUGGUAGAGAAAUUCAUAGUAAACCGGUAGGUUGGGGAACAAUUUCCACGGUUGAAGCAGAAAGGAGACUUUUGGCAAAUGCACUUUCAGAUCCUGAUAACCAACAUUUUGUUUUGCUAUCGGACAGUUGUAUACCGGUGCGUAGCUUUGACUUUGUGUACAAUUACUUCUUGUUAGCAAAUGUCAGCUUUAUUGAAUGUUUUGUGGACCCUGGUCCUCAUGGAAAUGGCAGGUACAUAGAGCAUAUGUUGCCUGAAGUAGAGAUGAAAAAUUUUCGAAAGGGGUCACAGUGGUUUUCAAUGAAACGGCAGCAUGCUAUAAUGAUCCUGGCUGACAAUCUUUACCUCACAAAGUUCAAGUUUCAUUGCAGGCCAAAAAUGAACGGACGAAACUGCUAUGCCAGUGAGCAUUACUUGCCAACAUUUUUUAACAUGUUUGAUCCAAGUGGAAUAGCAAACUGGUCAGUAACAUACGUAGAUUGGUCUGAGGGAAAGUGGCACCCCAGAUUAUUCAAGGUUCAGGAUGUUACUUCUAAGCUUCUGAAUGCCAUAUCGUCGAUGGAUGAAAGUGUACAUUAUACGAGUGAUUCAAAGAGAUCAGUGAUGAUCACACCAUGCGUUUGGAAUGGGUCGAAACGACCUUGCUAUCUGUUUGCUAGAAUCUUUUACCCUCGAACUCUGGAUAGAUUGAUGCACCUUUUCUCCAAUUUUACAACAUUCUGAAUUGAUAAGAUUCGCGCCAAGUCUCACAUUCCAGCAGCUACUUGAAUCUCUGAAGGAAGAUAUAGCAGCUGAUUCAACCUUACAAUUUUUCACUUUUCUGAUGAUUAUUUACAGUGUAGAAAACUAUAAAACAAAGAUGAAAAUUUUGUAUAUUUGACAAGAAAGGAGGGAAAGAAGUUUUGAUCUUACAGGAUUUUACCCUGGAAGAAAGGUGGUUGCGUGACCUUGAUGCAUGGACGAGUAUCAGCAACCAUGCAUCACAUGCUACUUUCUGAAUGGCUCAGUAUGCUGUUGUUCAAUGUGCUUGUACGAUUCAAGUGUGUCUUAAAGAAAUUUUGAUCUGAAACCUUUGACGCAAUUAUUGAGUUUGUUGUUUAAAUUA